AUGUUUAUUACACUAUUGCUUGUACUAUUAGCUAUUUUGAUCACAUUGGCGUUGUUGUUUGUAUUGUCUAUAGUUUAUUUGCAAUAUGUUUCCAAAAGUCGCUUACGAUUUUGUUAUUUAUCUAAAAUAUCAGCACUGACUUCAAUUAAAUUUUCUCUACUUGAGCAAUAUCGUCAAACGUAUGAUCCAGCUAAUCCACAAUGUCGAUGUUAUCCACAUCAUGGUACAAGUAUUGAACCUCGAAACGAUUGUUUUCACAGAUCAGAAACAUUAUUUAUUAGUUUUGCUGGUGGUGCUCUGCUUGUCGGAGGAUUUACAUUCACAGAAUGGAAAUCAACAUUUACAAAAUUUGAUUUACAAGCGGACACAUUAUUUUUAACUGAUCCUGCCCAAUCAUUUUAUUUGCAAGAUUCAACCUGCUCAUGGCAAGGAUUGAAAUGUUGUCGAUCUUUAAUACAAAACUAUUCUAAACUAUAUAAGCGUGUUAUAUUAAUUGGAGCUUCGAUGGGAGCAAGUAUGGUUUGUAUGUGUAGCGAUCUCGCUACACUUUCAAUUGCAUUCAAUCCAAUAUUAGAUCCGUCAUUAGCACCUAGUGUGUUUUAUUAUAGAACACUACAGAGAUAUCCGAAAACAAUUAUUUUGAAGCAAGUACAGACAAAUAUUUUUAAAAUUAUGAGUGAAAAUCAACAAUCUAUUUUACAUGUUCAUUGGAGUGAAAAAUCACCAGGUGAUAUUGUUCAAUCAAAAUUAAUUUCAAAUCAAAAUGUAAUAUAUUUCACUGAUGUAGAUAAAUGUAACAAGCGUAAAGGAGUUUAUUUUUGGCUUCAUAAUUGCAAUACGCAUGCUUUACCACAUGAUUUGAAACGUCGAGGAAUUUUAACUCAAAUUUUACAACAUCAUUUGAAUGCUUUAGCAUAA
Rotaria sp. Silwood2 is the source of this 918-nucleotide messenger RNA. NCBI's taxonomy places the organism in Eukaryota, Metazoa, Rotifera, Eurotatoria, Philodinida, Philodinidae. The record is from the annotation of a GenBank genome assembly.